This is a messenger RNA of Glycine soja, 1240 nucleotides long. RefSeq lists its product as uncharacterized. The record is from RefSeq and is a predicted model, not a curated record. The transcript has 4 exons. The coding region runs from base 147 to 869 and encodes 240 amino acids. Lineage: Eukaryota; Viridiplantae; Streptophyta; Magnoliopsida; Fabales; Fabaceae.
UCGCAUCGUUCGUCCUGAAACAGACCUAGUACACUACGCUGUAUGAUUACUCCGUUCCGUUGGCACCUCUGCAAAACCCACUUGUUAAAUUGCAAUCCCCUUUCAAAAGGGUGUUCCAAUUUGGUUUCAAGUUUUUAUCUUUAAACAUGUCUCACCUUCUAUCUGCUGCUACUACUUUUUCUCGUUUCCAACUCUUGACCCUCAACAACACAUUCACAACCCAACCUCCCUUUCUCGGAUUCAAGGGUACAUCAUGUUUUUUUGAGAAGCACAGUUGCUGCUUGAGUGUUAAACCAUUUUGUGCAUCCCAGAAGAGAGGGGCCAAUAUCUUCUGUUCUAUGAAUAUGUCAGCACAGCAAUCAGAUGAUCAUGGGAAAAUGAAGCUGGACCAAUUAAUAGACAAAGUGCAAAAGCUUUGGGACAGUUCUCCUGAGCCGGUGAAGAAAUUCCCGCAUAACAAGGCUUUAGACAACUUCAUUCAACUUAUUCUUGAUCUUAUUUUGGUUGUUGUCAAAUACCUAGCUGUACCUGUAUUCGCAGUUACCUCCCUCAGUGAAAUGUCGUACUGUGCACAUGAAAGGAAGCUAGUCUUUGUUCCUCUUCCGGUUCUCUUUGGAGUUGCUGUGGCUGGGAUCCUUAAAGAGACUGCCCUUCAGUUAUCUCCACGUCUAAGGGAUUCAGAAGUUCCAUGGCAUUUAAUUGCCAUUGCAAUUUUCUUCACAUUGAUCAAAUUGCCUGGACCAUAUUACCCUUACUGGGUACGUAUAAUAAUUCCUCAUUUUGCAAAUGGGGUUCUGUUGAGGACUCUAUUGUUUGCAAUAUUGUGGUAUAGAAGACCUAAAGCAUUGAAGAUGUUGGGUUCUAGUUAGUUAACUCACUGAGUUAUGAUACUUGUUGCCUGCAAAGUCAGUUUCAGUUGAGACCAAGUUUUUACUCGUGAAGAUUUUAAUGGAGUUAAGCAACCCGUUGAGAUUUUGAUUGAAUUUGGAUUUCACUUUGUUGAGAAAAUAGUUUGUCUUGCGAAUAUGUGGUUGUGAUGAAUGGUGGGGGUAGAUAAAGUAUCGAGAAAUAGAUGUCAAUGGUGACUUUGCUUGUUGUACAAGAGAAAAAUUUCAUCUUAUAUUAUAUCAUGUUCGACUUUCUGUUUGGAGUGACAUAAAAUGUUGGUCCAGAACCUUUAGAGCAUCAUUUCACCAUUAAAUUUUAUGUAUAGCAUAAAUCUAUGGUGAAGUAGUCGGUA